AAGUCGCGAAGCGUGUGUUUAGUGCAGACCAACGCUGCCCCCACUUUCUGACGCCGCCGGCCGUCGACGGACGAACCCCAAUGGACUCCCCCGGCCGGCCCCGCCGCUCUCCGCCCGCCGAGCGCUUCCUCGGCCUCUUCUCCACCCCGUCCCCCUCCCUCCCCUCUUCCUCGCCCUCCGCCGGGGACGAGCUCCUCGAGGGCGACCUCCUCUUCCCCGCCCCGGCCCCCUCCUCGGACCCGCCGCCUGACAGCUCCAAGAAUCCGGGCCGUGUCCCGAGUGGUCACCUCGGCCUGCUCGCCGCGCUCCAAGAAGGCGAACGGAAGGUACCUGGACGCGGCGGAGCUGCUGCUGCUGCCGUGACAGUGUCCACGGUCACGUCCGGAACCGCUGGGACGCUGCUCCGUCGCAAGGCGACCAUCGCCGCGGCCGCCGCCGCGGCGUCGGCUUCCUCAGCGACGCCGUCGCGGUCCCCGCCAUCCGCCUCGCGCGCCAUCCCUGUGGCGCCGAGGGCCAGGGACCCCGAGCUGCCGCGCGCGGCGCCGUACCACCAGUCGGCCCCCGUCCAGGUCCCCGUCCCCCCACCUUGGAGUCGCGGGCGCAAAUGGGACGAACUCAACGGCGGGUCUGGCGACGGGGUUGACGAGGAGGAGGAGCUCUUCCGUGGGGACGCCGCCAUGCUGCCCCCGCACGAGAUGGUGGCACGCGCGUCCGCGGGCGGCGGCUACGGCGUGCCCGGGAAGCCGUCCUCGAUGCUGGAGGGCGUCGGCCGCACGCUCAAGGGACGCGACCUCCGGCGUGUGCGCGACGCCGUGCUCCGGCAGACCGGUUUUCUUGACUGAAUCCGGCAGAGGUGGUAACUAUUUUUUUUGGCCUGCAUGAUCUCAGUUGUAGCUUCUAGGGUGCAAAUUGGUGACCCUCGGUGCACCUCCAACUGUCUUUAGUUCAAAUAUUUGUACUACUUCUCUAAAAUUAGAUCUUAUUUUGGAGUAGUACAAAUAUUUGAACUAAAGACAAUUGGAGGUGUACCUAAGGUCACCAAUUUACAUCCCUAAUAGCUUUGGCCAUGGAUCCUACCGUAAUUCUACAAAUGUUUGUGCAAUCAUGCCUUGUGUUUGUGUACAAGGACAGGUGAAAUUAGAAAUUAUGGUUAGCUUGUGGUUCAAACUGUUUGCAGUUUUCGUGUUCUUGGAGGUGUGAGAGAGCAUCUCCUGUUGUAACUUGAAUAAGUGAUAAGGAGUGAGGAUAAGUGUUUGGGGGUCAGGGAGCUCUCUCUAUAGCGAAGAGAGAGAACAAAUUUUGUGAGGAUGUUUGGUGAUUUUUUUGUCAUUCCAGAUGUCCAAGCUCAUGCACUGUUUCCUGCA
Panicum hallii is the source of this 1364-nucleotide messenger RNA. Its product is annotated as angiomotin-like. The record is from RefSeq and is a predicted model, not a curated record. Bases 81 to 842 code for a protein of 253 amino acids. NCBI's taxonomy places the organism in Eukaryota, Viridiplantae, Streptophyta, Magnoliopsida, Poales, Poaceae. The transcript has a single exon.